AUGAAACAAGCACUGGAACAAGUGGAAGAUUUUGAAAACUUGAAAGGUAGUAACGCACAGAUUAAGGAUUUUGAAGAUUUGAGAAGCGAUUCAUCUCAAAUUAGAAUGUUUGACACGUGGGAGGACUAUGGCCUGAAGGAAGACUUGCUGAAAGGAAUUUAUGGUAUAGGGUUUGAGACACCAUCUUUUAUUCAGAAGGCAGCUAUCCAGCCAAUAAUAGACGGAAGAGACAUAAGGGCACAAGCACAAAGUGGUACUGGAAAGACAGGGGCAUUCGCUGUUGCAGCACUUCAGAUGUGUGAUACGAAUCAGGAUACUACACAAAUUCUUGUUCUUGCAUCUACUAGGGAGAUUGCCGCACAAAAUGCAGCAAGGUUUGAGGAUCUUGGAUGUUUUAUGGGUGCAGGAGUGGCCCUACUUUCUGGAGGAAGCCCAAUUUCUGCAGACAAAGCGGCAUUGGAAAAGAAUCCACAUAUUGUUGUUGGAACACCAGGAAGGGUAGAGCACAUGAUCAAUAUAAAUGAGCUAAACAUGGAUAACAUUAAGUUAUUCGUGAUUGAUGAGGCCGAUGAGAUGUUAAAGGCAGGGUUCCAGGAACAAGUAAAGUCUAUAUUCCGAAGAAUUACAAACAAGGACGAGGUCCAAAUAGCAAUGUUCUCUGCAACAUACGAUGAAGAGGAACUCCGCGUCAGUGAGGAAAUACUUAUCAACCCCGUGAUAAUUGAUUUGAGAUAUAACGACCAAACAUUGAAAGGAAUAAGACAAUACUUUAUCGACUUAAAGAAAGAGCCCCCAUUCAGAAAGGGAAGAGAGGACUAUCUACUUCCUAAGCUUGUGACUCUAUAUGACAUAUUCCGUAAACAGCGUCUAGGACAAUCGAUUGUGUUUAUCAAUAGCAAGGAGGAUGCCAGAAUAGUGUAUGAUUGGCUGAUUAAACAUGAGUGGGAAUGCGAGCUUAUAUCCGCAGAGCUAACACAGGCCGAGAGAGAAAGAACGCUGAACCGAUUCCGAGGAGGAACUGCAAGAUGCCUGAUUUCCUCCGGGUUGCUUUCAAGAGGAAUUGAUAUUCAGAAUCUCUCUGUAGUGUUCUGCUUAGAUGUGCCAUCAUUCGAGAGAAAGAGCACCUACAUCCACAGGAUAGGAAGGUCUGGAAGAUAUGGAAGAAAGGGAAUAGCUAUAAACAUUGUUUAUGAAUACGAGCUGAAAAACCUCAAGGCAAUCGAGAGGUUCUAUAACACUACCAUCAAGGAGCUUCCUGCAGAUUUUAGUUUUCAAUAA
Molecule: messenger RNA, 1278 nt
Organism: Encephalitozoon romaleae SJ-2008
Lineage: Eukaryota; Fungi; Microsporidia; Unikaryonidae
Product: eukaryotic translation initiation factor 4A
Exons: 1
Coding region: 1-1278 (425 amino acids)
Molecular function (GO): nucleic acid binding; RNA helicase activity; ATP binding
Source: RefSeq, a predicted model, not a curated record